Molecule: messenger RNA, 1561 nt
Organism: Arachis stenosperma
Lineage: Eukaryota; Viridiplantae; Streptophyta; Magnoliopsida; Fabales; Fabaceae
Product: AT-hook motif nuclear-localized protein 25-like
Exons: 1
Coding region: 355-1350 (331 amino acids)
Biological process (GO): vegetative to reproductive phase transition of meristem
Cellular component (GO): nucleus
Molecular function (GO): DNA-binding transcription factor activity; minor groove of adenine-thymine-rich DNA binding
Source: RefSeq, a predicted model, not a curated record
UGUAACGCGCUGCGGAGCGAGCGUGAAGAGUAGUGAGGGUGAGGUCAUAGUGUGAAUGUGAUUGUGCUGGCCAGGGAAUACAAAACCUUUGGUAAUGCCAAUUUGUUUGCUUCUUUCCCCAUUUCCACCAUUUCAUCCUCAAAACCCUGCAGUUUCAUUUCAUACUUCCCUUCGGACACGCACACGCUCUCUCUUGUUACCCAAUAAAUAAGAAUAAGAAUAAGAAUACAUAUAGAAAUAGAAAAUCCUUCCAUCGAUUAAUGAGAAUUGUUGAGAUGGCUGGAAAUUGCUAGGGCAUCGUCUUCUUGCAAGCUGGCAAACAAGUUGUGGGAGAGAAGUAGCAGUGAUGAGGGUAUGGCAGGGUUCAGCACCAACAAUAACAAUAACGAAGGAAGAGAUCACUUCAAUUUAGGGCGCUUUGUUCCACAUCUUUUCAAUCUCCACCUCCAAACCCCUAACAACAACAACAACAACAACAACAACCCCUUAACGCAUCACCACCACCACCAACAACAAUUCAACUCUCCUCCUCCUCCUGCACCUGCUGAAGCUGACGGUGAUGCUGCUGGUGGUUCAAGAAGCGGAGGAGUAUCCGCUGAACCCUCAACUGGGCGCCGUCCGAGGGGCCGUCCAGCAGGAUCCAAGAACAAGCCCAAACCGCCUAUCGUAGUCACGCGGGACAGCCCCAAUGCACUCCGCUGUCACGUGCUUGAGGUCUCCGCCGGGGCGGAGCUCCUCGACGCACUCUCCACCUACGCUCGCCGGAGGGGGAGAGGCGUUUGCGUCCUCAGCGGCACUGGCACCCUCGCUAACGUUACGCUUCGCCAGCCUGGAGGCACAGUCGUAACCCUUCACGGAACCUUCGAGAUCCUCUCCAUCACCGGGACGAUUCUCCCGCCGCCUGCUCCACCUGGAUCCGGAGGGAUUUCGGUGUACCUGUCCGGCGGGCAAGGGCAGGUGGUCGGAGGGAACGUGGUGGCUCCUCUUGUGGCUUCAGCUGUUGUGGUUCUGAUGGCUGCUUCGUUUGCAAAUGCAAUGUUUGAGAGAUUGCCUUUGAACUUGGACGAUGGUGAUCCUCGUGAGGACGAUGACCACUUCAAUCACCAACGACAACCUGCAGCAUCGCAAUCCUCUGGCGUAACUGGCCAGAUCGCCGAUGGCGCCAGCAGUGGUGGUCGCGCUGUUUCUUUCUUCAAUUCGGCUGCAGGUGUUGGUGGUGGAGGAAGGGGUUUGAACGGCAGAAGCGGCUAUCCCUUGUCGCUUCCCAGCGGCGGCGAUCUAUUUGGAUGGGGCGGUGGUGGUGGUGUAGGUGCAAGUGCAGCAGCGGCGAUCAAGCCUCCACCGUUCUAGCUAAUAACUUAUAUGUAUAUGUAUAUCUAUAUCUAUAUAUUUCUAUUAAUAUAUAGUAUUGUGGUGGAACAAUAUACAUGUGAUUUGGAACACAUGUAAAAUUAAGUAGGUUAAAUAAUUUAACCUGAUCAUGAAUCUGUGUGAGUUACUGUGUUUCCCUCUUUCAAUUCUGAGUUUAAUUUCUGGUACUUAAAUGCUUCCCAAUAUUUUA